AUGAUCGUGAACUCAACAAGCACGACGCCUGAAUUCCAGGCCAACUUCUCGGACCCCUCCUCGGGUUUGGGCUUCGAACUCUUGACAACAGCUGGCUCCAUCAUCUCCAACCACACGAACACUACAUGGCUCUCGGCCGCAGAGGUAGAGCAUUUCCUUGGCGACCCGGAUGUCAUGCAUGCCAUCGGACUGAUUCUAGGAACGGGAGCCAUCGUUUGGGGCAAGAGGCUGCCGCACAUGUUGGCUGCCGUAGCAUCGACAAGCCUUGGUCUUUGGAUUGGACUGGUGGCUCAGGACAGGCAGCACUUCCAGAAGCCUGUCUGGGGAAUGGAACUUCCAGAAGGACAGUGGUUCCCUUGGGCAGCGGGUAUUGCCGCCGGAGCCGCAGCCGCGAUCCUGAGCUACUUCACCUGGAAGCUGGCCUUGGCAUUGCUGACGGGUGGUUUAGUGACUCUGCUCGCCCUCGCCGCCUGCCGCUUGGCAAAUGUGUCGCCCGAGAAAGUCUUCGAGUUGGGAUCGAGCUUGCUGUCCUCGUACCGACUGAUUGGUGCUGUGGUGCUGACUCUGUCAGUCAUUGCGUUUUUCUUUACCGUCCGGAAGUGCCACGCGCAGAUGUCUGAAUUCGCAUCAGCGCAGCUGGGCACUCUCCUGCUGCUUUCAGCCGUUUCGCACUUCGCCGCGCGAGUUGGAGCAGAGGCUCCAUUCUCCUUGCUGGAUGACUUGGCACGGAUGGUUGCAGAGGUCCGUGCAGGCAACUGUCAUUUGUGGGAGACAGACGAGUCGCAGGAUGCAGGCCUGGCCGGUUGCGACUGUGGAGAGAAAUGUCGCACUGAGAUCGCCGCAUGGCUUGUGAGCUCGGCAACAGUUCUGCUGAGCAGAUGUUUGCUGCGAUGGCACCGUUCACGCAAGGCCGACAAGCCCACUCAGGAGGAGACUGCACCUUUGGCAAGAGAGGGCCAGACGGGGCCAAGUCCGUCGCCCCAGGUGCUUGGCGCUACAUCGCCGGAAGCAUAG
This is a messenger RNA of Symbiodinium necroappetens, 1014 nucleotides long. Lineage: Eukaryota; Dinophyceae; Suessiales; Symbiodiniaceae. The record is from the annotation of a GenBank genome assembly.